AUCGGGAUCGACAUUCAAUGAAACGUAAAUAUGGUGGAAGUGCAUUUGUACAGAAUAUUUUGCGAUGUAUAUCUAAGGAGUUUUACACUUUACUGUUAAAGACAGACAUUUUCAUUAAAGUCAAUAAUAUCCCAAGACAAUGUAAACAUAGCAUCACUUGAGGAGAAAUGUCGUUCUUCAGCAGAAGAAAAGAUAAAAAAUCAAACCAACAAAAAGCCCCUGAUGCCUCUUUGAAAAGAAACCACUCACAAAGAAGCACCCAGAGCCUCAGAAAAGAAGAUUCAAUCAAUGGAGACCUAACAGAUGAAUCAGGCAGGUCGUUUGAUGGGAGGAGUAGAAGGCCAGUGUCUCUCUGUCUGGAUGAGUCAUGUGACCCAGAUCUAGGUGUCACAUCCAGACAACCUGCUUCCCCAUUGAGAUAUUCCAAGCUUUCCAAAUCCCUGGAUGAAAUUCUCAAAGACAAAGAUGCCCUCUCCUGUUUCAUUGAAUUCAUGGAGUCCCGCAAGUCUGGGCAGUACAUCCGAUUUUGGUUGGAUGCGGAGAGUUUCCAGGUCUCUACAUGGAGCAGAUUGAGAAGUCAGUCCUUGGACUCUGCCAGAAAAUCAUCAUCAAUAGUCAAACAGGAUAAACAUACUUCACAACCACUGCGGACUGGUCAGUGGACAUCGGAAAAUACGCUGGACAUGGGUAGUUCCUGUCAAAGAGUGACAGAAGGAAGUCUACCCUCCAGUAAUACCACAAGCAGUGAAAAACUGACCGAGGAAGUGCCAAACAAACCUAUAACAGACACAGGACAACCAAGUGUUCAACCAAAUCAAACCGAGACCUAUUUAAAACCCAAACCUCACAGUCUCCCAGUUACACCUGUAGACCCUGAGGACAAGCACCUGCCAGGGGCGCCCGACCCCACCUGUGAUAUUAGCGACAGCAUAGAGUCAAGACUCAGUGAUACCGUGUCAAAUAGUGCAAUCAAAAGAGCAGAGAGUCUUAAAAAGACCAACCUGUCUCAGGAUGAACUUGCCAAUAAGCUUAGAAAAAGUAUAGCAAGAGAUGCUGUAAGCAUAUUCCAAAAUUAUUUAUCUCAUGAUGCUCCUUAUCCAGUACAGAUUACAGACGACCUAAGAAACCAGUGCAUGGCCAAAAUUUGUCGAGAAGACGGGGAGGUGGAUCCAGCCUGCUUUACGGACUGUCAAGAAUUUGUUUUGAAUGUGAUGCAAGUGGAACACAUGCCUGACUUCACCAGUAGCGAGUUCCUCUGUAAACACCAGGUUAACAUUCUUACUAAAGGGCAGAUAACUCUGUCCGAUAUCCUCUACAAUGAUGGCGCCAUGUUCUACUUUAUGGAGUAUAUGGAGCAGGAAGGUGGCUCAGACCUCCUCCAGUUCUGGCUGGCCACGGACAACUUCCAGCAGCACCUGCUGUCAUGUGAUGGUCACUAUGACGGCAUGCAGGCCCAGAUUGAUGCCAUGGUCAUAUACGAUAAGUAUUUUUCUCUCCAAGCCUCGCACCCUCUUGGAUUUGAUGAUAAGACUCGGUUUGAGGUGGAAGGAAAUAUCUGCAGGGAGGAGGGUCCGCUUCCAAGUUGUUUUGCCAAAACUCACCACAUUGCCUUUCGUACAAUUGAAAAGUCCUAUUUUCCAAGCUUUCUACAAAGUGAAAUGUACUACAAAUAUUUAUCAGAACUAGUCAGCACAGUAACCAUAGCAACAGAUUUACCAAAGCAAAGCAAACACAAACGACAAGACAGCGAUGCUUCAUCUGUACACAGCACUCACAGUGCGGGUAGUGAGAGCAUCAAGAACACUCUGUUAGCCAUGGACAGCAGUUAUCUACGCAGAACAGCCAAAACAACGAGUCGCCUCAAGGAGAGCGAGAUGAACCUGGACCCAUGUCUGCUCAAUCCGGACCUGUUGUGGAGACGUCCCAGUCCUGGGAUGUCAUUGGGUAAAGUGGAUGAAUUGGGUAGAUUUGUAUCGGAGUUGGAUCCUCAACCUGUUUUGGAUAAAGCCAAAGCCAACAGUACCGGUAACUCAGGACUUUUUAAGAAAAGGAAAGGCAAAGAUAAGGAGCAGGAAGAUAUGGCUCUACAGAUUGCUCAGAUGAUCAUAAGUGACGUCACCUCCGUCACCCAGGCUAUUGGUGCUAUGCAAAAUUUGGAUCCACCAUCUCACGACUCAUGAGAUCAGCAGUCUUAACAACCAGUGCAUAUACAAACCCAGGAUCCACCACCCCACGACUCAUGAGAUCAGCAGUCUUAACAACCAGUGCAUAUACAAACCCAGGAUCCACCACCCCACGAAUCAUGAGAUCAGCAGUCUGUACAACCAGUGCAUAUACAAACCCAGGAUCCACCACCCCACGACUCAUGAGAUCAGCAGUGUUUACAACCAGUGCAAUAACCUCUCUCUGAUUUGCCCAUUUGUAGCAAGUCCUAUUUGUUUUUAUGUAGGAUGAUAGUCAUAUAUUAUUGGUUUGGUUUAUUAAAGAGAUUGUUAAUUUUAACUUUUGUUUUUCCUUGGUAGAACAUGUAUUCCGUAUUUACUUCCAUCUUCCAAAGGAAAGAUCAAAUGUUAAUCCCUUUUACAUUUCAUAAUUGACUCUGGAAAGUGUCCUAUAUUUUAAGAAGUUGUUUCUGAAAUAAAGAGUAUUCUAUCUAA
Molecule: messenger RNA, 2657 nt
Organism: Magallana angulata
Lineage: Eukaryota; Metazoa; Mollusca; Bivalvia; Ostreida; Ostreidae
Product: A-kinase anchor protein 10, mitochondrial-like
Exons: 14
Coding region: 168-2180 (670 amino acids)
Biological process (GO): intracellular protein localization
Cellular component (GO): plasma membrane
Source: RefSeq, a predicted model, not a curated record